Molecule: messenger RNA, 1518 nt
Organism: Durio zibethinus
Lineage: Eukaryota; Viridiplantae; Streptophyta; Magnoliopsida; Malvales; Malvaceae
Source: RefSeq, a predicted model, not a curated record
AUGAGUAGACCAUCUUUCGAACAGGUAAUGGCUACAGACGUUGACUUCAGCAUUACAAUAGACAACAAGAAAACUCCAAAGGGAGGUUCGGCUCCAACGGUUAGGCAAGUGCCUUGUUCGGCUCGGCGUAAUCCAUUUCCCAGCAAGGAGAUUGCAAGUGAAAUAGGUAAUAUUUUUCAUGAAACCCAAACGACAAGUUUAGAGGUGGAUCUCCGUCAACUUUUUGAGCCGUCCUCCGACGCAAAUCUUUGGACUACUCUUUACAAAGUGCCUCAUAGACUACAUCAAGUAAAUGAAAAAGCCUAUGAACCCAAUGUGAUUUCAAUCGGUCCCUAUCACCAUGGUAAGCAACACUUGCAGGCAACUGAAGUUAUCAAAAGGCGUUUGUUCAGUAGAAUGAUUAAGGAUAAGAAUCUUGAGCCCAAAGAUUUUGUAGAGACCAUGAAAUCAAUAGAAAAGCAAGUUCGUGAGUGCUAUGAAGAACCUUUAGAUCACAUUGAUUCUGGCACAUUUGUGAAAAUGAUGAUCCUUGAUGGAUGCUUUAUUGUUCAGCUAUUUGACUUUCAAGAUAAUGGUAAUUAUCCAAGUGAGUACCCUUUCAACCUGAACGGGUUUCUAACUGAGGUAAAUUAUGAUUUGUUGCUACUCGAAAAUCAGCUUCCUUUCUUUGUGCUUUCCGAGUUGUAUGGUAUGAUCAACAAGUCAAAUGUUGAAAGAGAUAAGUUUACUGAAUUGGCUCUUUCUGGCCUUUCAAAAGUGAUACCAGGACCAAAGAUAUGUCCUGAUAAAAAGUGUCCCAUUUCUGCGAAAGAUACCAAGCAUCUACUGAGCUUAGUACAUGAUAAUUGGCUUCCUUCAUCUCAAGGAAUAAAGCAACACAAGGAUUUUAAAGCAAAAGCAGACCGAUGCUUUUGGAUAUGCUGCGCAAGAAAGCGGGAAGAAAAAGACCGACGUCUAAGGAAGAACAUGCGCUGUGCAACGGAGCUGAAAGCGGCAGGAAUCAGUUUCUCGGAAAAUAAUGAGAAAAAUCUACAUAGCUUGUUCGAGAUAAAAUUUAAAAAUAAGAAACUGAAGAUUCCAAAGUUAAGCAUUGAACAUUGUACAGACCGUCUCUUGCGUAAUUUCAUUGCCUACGAACAAUUCAUCCCAAGUUCUGAACCAACUUACGUUUGUGAUUAUGUGGUGUUCAUGCAUAACCUCAUCAACUCAGGCAAGGAUGUGAAGUUACUCCGUCACAAAGGAAUUUUUGAUAAUUGCUUAGGCGAUGAUGAAGCAGUUGCCAAAAUGUUUAACAAACUUGGUGAUUGUACUUACUCAUCCAAAGAUUUCUACUAUGCUGAGAUUUUUUAUAAGGUGGAGAAGCGUUGCCGGAGACGAUGUAUCACUAUGUCAUUAAUAAUAAAUUUGGUUGUACUGGUAAGUUGGUUUCUUUGAUAUAAAUGGUUUUAGAUUCAAAUCUUUUAACCAAUGGCCUCUUGUUGGUUUUAAUGCCGAAUGUACCACCCCCUAUGAAGUACG